Molecule: messenger RNA, 2172 nt
Organism: Pezoporus flaviventris
Lineage: Eukaryota; Metazoa; Chordata; Aves; Psittaciformes; Psittacidae
Gene: CCM2
Product: CCM2 scaffold protein
Exons: 11
Coding region: 487-1830 (447 amino acids)
Biological process (GO): heart development; vasculogenesis
Source: RefSeq, a predicted model, not a curated record
CAGUCCUCCCCUCGGAGGGCGGGGCGCGGUGCACGCCGGGAAGCCGCCGCCCAAGAUGGCGGCAGGAUUGAAAAGUUGUUGGUGGCGCUGAGGCGAUUCCGGGCGGGCCGCGGCUGGGAGUGGGAGCCGGGUCUCCGGCGGGCUCUAUGGUCGCUGCCAGGCAGUGAGCCCGGUCACCUGGGCCCCGCUGCGCACCGAGUCCGAGCGAGCACGGCUGCUGCGGGGAUGCCCCCUGGGGGGCCGGGGCCGCCGCCGCCGGAGACAUGGAGGAGGAGGGCAAGAAAGGCAAAAAGAAGGAAGCUGUGGUUAUUGCACUUCCUGGCCAUGAGCUGGGUUUGCCUGCCCUUCAGCAUGGGCUGCGAGCUUGGGAAGCCCCUGAGACGAGAAUAGCAACUUCUCUCGCCCCUCGGAGGUGCUUUCAGUGAAGCCACCAAAGGCCCUGCUCCAGCACUGUUUGGUUCUGAUCCCCAUUAGGUGGGUACUUCAAUGGAGAACGAGCCUGGAAUAGUGUCUCCUUUCAAACGAGUCUUCCUGAAGGGCGAAAAAGGGAGAGAUAAAAAAGCCCAGGAGAAAGUUACGGAGAGGCGGCCUCUGCAUACAGUGGUGGUGUCCCUGCCUGAUCGCGUCGAACCAGAUGUGCUGCUGAAUGACUACAUUGAGAAAGAAGUGAAGUAUUUAGGUCAACUCACAUCCAUCCCAGGGUACCUGAAUCCCUCCAGCCGCACGGAAAUCCUGCAUCUGAUCGAUAAUGCGAAGAGAGCACACCAGCUCCCAGGGCAGCUGACCCAAGAACAUGAUGCUGUCAUCAGCCUCUCUGCCUACAACAUCAAGCUGGUGUGGAGGGAUGGAGAAGAUCUCAUCCUCAGGGUCCCCAUCCAUGACAUUGCGUCUGUUUCCUACAUCCGAGAUGACUCCUCUCACUUGGUUGUGCUGAAAACAGCUCAGGACCCUGGGAUCUCCCCAAGCCAGAGUCUCUGUGCCGAGAGCUCCAAAGCACUUACUUCAGGCUCGCUGUCUGAGAGCGGGGUGGUUCCUGUUGAAGCUUGUUGCUUGGUGGUCCUGGCUACGGAGAACAAAGUGACUGCUGAGGAGCUGUGCUCACUUCUCAGCCAGGUCUUCCAGAUUGUUUACACUGAGUCCACGAUAGACUUCUUGGACAGAGCAAUAUUUGAUGGGGCCUCCACACCAACACGGCACAUGUCCUUACACAGUGAUGACUCUUCUACAAAAGUGGAUGUUAAGGAAUCUUACGAAACAGAAGCAAGCACUUUUUCCUUUCCAGAAACCUUGGAUGCGGGUGACAACUCCCCCUCUUCCUUCUCCACGCAACAGUCUCCACACAUUAAGACAGUCAGCGAGAGUGAGCUGAGCACCACAGCAACAGAGCUGCUCCAGGACUACAUGAUGACGCUCCGCACUAAACUCUCUUCCCAAGAGAUCCAGCAAUUUGCAAUGCUCCUGCACGAAUAUCGCAACGGGGCUUCAAUCCAUGAAUUCUGCAUCAACUUGAAGCAGCUCUAUGGGGACAGCAGGAAGUUCCUGCUCUUAGGUCUUCGCCCCUUCAUCCCUGAGAAGGACAGCCAACACUUUGAGAACUUCCUGGAGACCAUCGGGGUGAAGGACGGCCGGGGCAUCAUCACAGACAGCUUUGGGAGGUACAGGCGGACUCUGAGCACCACCUCCAACUCCACCACCAAUGGCAACGGCGCUGCCGGCAGUUCGGAUGACCAGUCCGUCCCUUCCGAGGAGGACGAGUGGGACCGGAUGAUCUCGCACAUCAGCAACGACAUCGAAGCCCUGGGGUGCAGCAUGGACCGCGAUUCCUCCUGAGAGCGAGCGGGGGGAGGACGGAGACACCCCACAGCAGCGCCGGGAUCCUCACCUUCUGGAAGAGGCUUUGGAGCUCCAUCAGGAUGCAGUUACUCUCCCAUCCUCGUUCACAGCUCCAAGGGGCAGCUGGUGCCCUCUUACCAUGGAGGACCCCCAGGCAGGAGCCCAGCCUGCAGCCAUCUCCAGUUUGGUUUUACCGCUGCAGCGGGGAGAUAGGUCACCUACAGCCUCCUGCCUGGUUUACAGUUUUGCACAUGGUAUCCCUAUUAUAACUGCUCUCCUCCUCCUCUUCUUCCUCUCCCUGUUUUUGAAUGAAGUUUACCACAAUGUGAAUUAUUUAAA